CGACAUCCUAUACCCCAGGGGUAAUUUAUGCCAGGAACAUUUCUUCUUCUAUAAAACUGCAGGUUCCCGCCUCCUGGAAAUGCACAACCGAGCGCACUGACAUAUUACGCCUAAUGCCCCUCUUCGUACCCAAGUAUCUCUAGCCGCAUACAUCCGAAGACAAGUCUCCUUUAAAUAAAAGCUCGCAGCAACAUAAAUACCCCUAAUAUCGACCUAGUAAUCGACAUGAUGGCUAGUAAAUCGGCACCACCGAUUUUUAAACCAACUUUAAUCCUCCACGGCGGCGCCGGCGAUAUCCACCGCUCCUCUCUACCUCCAGAACUCUAUGAGAAGUACCACGCCUCAUUACUAUCCUAUCUCCGCUCAACAAAAGAUCUGUUGCACGAUGGCGCGACCGCCCUAGACGCAGCCACCCAUGCUGUCUCACUAAUGGAAGAUGAUGAACUCUUCAACUGCGGCCGCGGAAGCGUGUUUACCUCCGCGGGGACGAUUGAAAUGGAAGCUUCGGUCAUGGUUACCUCUGUUCGUGGCGACGACGAUGAAAGACAAGAGAAUAUAAAAAGAGGAGCCGGAGUUAUGGGACUCCGGAACGUGAGACAUCCAAUUCGCCUUGCGAGAGAAUCGUUACUUCGCACGGGUUAUGAUGCGGACGGCAAGCCGAUUGGGGAUGGGGGGAGUAUGCACAUGCAGCUUGUGGCGCCGUAUGUGGAAGACAGGGCUAGAGAGUGGGGAUUGGAGAUUAUGCCUGAUGAGUGGUUUUGGACGGAGAAGAGGUGGAAGGAACAUCGGCGGGGAUUGGAGGGGAAGGGUGAGGGUGAAAAUGGGGCUGGGAAUGAAGAAGAUCAGGAAUUGAUAUCCAUGAACCAAGGCACAGUUGGUUGUGUGUGUCUUGAUCAAUGGGGGAAUCUGGCUGUUGCGACGAGUACCGGAGGUCUCACGAAUAAAUGGCCUGGGAGGGUUGGUGAUACACCGACUGUGGGUUCCGGGUUCUGGGCGGAGGCUUGGAAUCUUAAUUAUCCAUCAUCUUCCUCAGAGGAUGAGGAAGAGGAUGUCUUGGAUGAACAGGAGGCAUUGGUUUCUCCAACAUCGCCAAGUUCCCCGACCUGGGGUUUCAAGAAUAUCCGGUCUCUAUUCUCUGAAUGCACGCCGUCGUUCAUCAACAAAAGAAAUAGUGCAUAUACAUCUAUCUCAGCAGCCAAUCCUGAUAGCCAGGGGACCACUGACAACGACGAGAAGGGCUAUUCCGACCAGGUCGAGUCACACGCUCGUACGGUAAGACGAGCAGUAGCUCUCUCAGGCACAGGGAACGGAGACUCCUUCCUCCGAAUUGCAGCAGCUCGUACAGCAAGCGCCAUGGCUCGCUUUUCACCACCCGCUUCUUCAACUACCCUUGCUCAAGCCAUCAAAGCUAUCGCAGGACCAGGUGGCGAGUUGCAAUUAUCUGCCGGAAAGCGAUGGGGUGCAACUCACGAGGGAGAAGGUGGGAUUAUCGGGAUUGAGGCGGAAGCAGAAGUCAAUGCAGAAUACCAAGGGCACCGGCUACGACAUGGAAAGGUUAUGUUUGAUUUUAAUUGUGGAGGAAUGUGGAGGGCGUGGAUUGAGGAGGAUGAAUAUGGUGAGACUGAGAAGGUUAUGGUGUUCAGGGAUGAAUGUCCUUGAAUAGCGUAACGAUUUAAGAGUUCAAUAUAAAAAAAAAUUGAAUGGGCA
Aspergillus ruber CBS 135680 is the source of this 1707-nucleotide messenger RNA. RefSeq names its product isoaspartyl peptidase/L-asparaginase. Gene Ontology annotation, molecular function: hydrolase activity. The record is from RefSeq and is a predicted model, not a curated record. The transcript has a single exon. The coding region runs from base 229 to 1659 and encodes 476 amino acids. Lineage: Eukaryota; Fungi; Ascomycota; Eurotiomycetes; Eurotiales; Aspergillaceae.